This is a messenger RNA of Cladophialophora psammophila CBS 110553, 1932 nucleotides long. RefSeq lists its product as uncharacterized. The transcript has 2 exons. The record is from RefSeq and is a predicted model, not a curated record. Gene Ontology annotation, cellular component: endosome; fungal-type vacuole membrane. The coding region runs from base 1 to 1932 and encodes 643 amino acids. NCBI's taxonomy places the organism in Eukaryota, Fungi, Ascomycota, Eurotiomycetes, Chaetothyriales, Herpotrichiellaceae. Gene Ontology annotation, biological process: protein localization to membrane; vacuolar transport.
AUGGCUCCCAAACGCCCUCCUAUCCUUCUUGGCCUUAUGCUCCUCAAGCAAGCCGCAUGCUUCUAUCUCCCUGGCGUUUCGCCCUCGUCAUACUCUCGAGGCGACCAACUUGAGGUAAAUGUCAACGCCCUCACACCUUCGAUAUCCCGGCACGACGAGCAAAUACAUGCCGUGGUUGCCUACGACUAUUACCACCCAGCUUUUCACUUCUGUCAGCCUGAAGGGGGACCUCAGCCCAGGCGAGAGUCGCUGGGUAGUAUCAUAUUUGGCGACCGCAUUCAAAGCUCCCCGUUUCAGUUGUGGAUGGGAUUGAAUCAGACAUGCAAGAUUGCUUGUACGGGUGACACAUUUGAUGAGAGGUCAACAGCCUUUGUCAACCAGAGGAUUGAGGAGGCCUACAACGUGAAUUUCUUUGUUGAUGGACUGCCGGCCGCCGAAUUGAGAGAAGAUCCCCUCACCCAUGAACGGUUCGCCAGUCCCGGGUUCCCCCUGGGUAAAGUGCAAGAGGAUGGGACCAAGAUUCUACACAACCACUGGGAUAUCAUCAUCGACUAUCACACGGCAGGGCUUCGUGGACUGAAAUACCGUGUGGUUGGUGUCCUAGUCCAGCCACAAUCCUACGCUGAUUCUCACGUCUCGGAUGAUGGCAAGGCAAGUUGCGCUUUCAAUUCCGGCCCUCUUGUCCUGAAGGAAGGAGGAGGAACACCAGUCACCUAUACAUACAGCGUUUACUGGCGUCCUUCAGACACGGCUUGGGCCACCCGCUGGGACAAAUUGCUGCAUAUCGUCGACCCCAAAAUCCACUGGUUUUCUCUCAUCAAUUCGGCCAUCUUUGUCGUCUUCCUGAUCGGUAUGGUCAGCACCGUCUUGGUCCGGGCGCUUCGCAAGGACAUUGCUAGAUAUAAUCGACUGGAUAACAUCAACCUGGACGAUUUCUCGGGGACCUCUGCUGUUGAUGAAGACGUCCAAGAAGACUCGGGCUGGAAGCUGGUGCACGGCGACGUCUUCCGACCGCCUCGCUAUGCGCUGUUAUUGAGUGUGUUACUGGGGAAUGGCACGCAGCUCUUCGUGAUGACAGCUAUGACGGUGGCGUUCGCCAUGCUAGGGUUUCUUUCACCUUCCAACCGGGGUUGGCUCACAUCCAUUGGUCUUCUGCUCUACACCAUCUUUGGCUGUAUUGGCGGAUACGUGUCGGCGCGAGCAUACAAGGCCUUUGGCGGAGAGAAAUGGAAACUCAACAUCGCACUCACACCCGUUUUUGUCCCUGGCAUUGUAUUUGGGACAUUCUUCCUCCUCAACCUCUUUGUCUGGGCGAAGGGGGCUAGUGGGGCGGUGCCGUUCACGACGAUGCUGGCCAUCAUCUCCAUAUGGUUCCUCAUCAGCGUGCCGUUGAGCGUAGCCGGGUCAUGGUAUGGGUUCAGAUCGCCGGCAAUUGAGCCACCGACGCGAGUCAACCAGAUACCGCGACAGAUUCCGCCUGUGGCGCGCUCCCUCCGGCCACUGCCCUCCCUUUUGCUCACGGGCAUCCUGCCAUUCUGCGCCAUCUUCGUGGAAUUGUACUUUAUCAUGACAUCGCUGUGGACGAGUAAGAUCUAUUACAUGUUUGGAUUUUUGUUCAUAUGCUACGGGCUGAUGGCGAUGACAUGCGCUUGCACUACUAUCCUGCUGGUGUACUUUUUGCUUUGUGCCGAGGAUUAUCGCUGGCCGUGGAGGGCGUUCUUUGGCGCGGGGAUGACGGGCGGGUAUGUGUUCCUGAAUGCAUUGGGAUUCUGGGCAACGAGGGUCACCUUUGGAGGACUCACCGGAGCGGUUCUUUACGUGGGCUACUCGGCCCUCCUGAGUUUCUUGGUUGCUGUUCUCACUGGCACGAUCGGAUUUUUAUCGUCAUAUGUUUUUGUCCACCGCAUCUACGGAUCGAUCAAGGUCGACUGA